Messenger RNA from Sarcophilus harrisii (Tasmanian devil), 585 nucleotides. Its product is annotated as interferon lambda-2-like. The transcript is spliced from 5 exons. Lineage: Eukaryota; Metazoa; Chordata; Mammalia; Dasyuromorphia; Dasyuridae. The record is from RefSeq and is a predicted model, not a curated record. Bases 1 to 585 code for a protein of 194 amino acids. Gene Ontology annotation, molecular function: cytokine activity. Gene Ontology annotation, biological process: defense response to virus; positive regulation of immune response; innate immune response.
AUGGUGCCGCAGACUCUGCCGCUGCUGCUUUCUGCCCUGAUGUCAGGGGCGAUUUCGAAGUCCCUGGCCCCGCCUCCCAGCAGCCUUCUCCCCAAGAGGAGCUGCCAGAUCAGCCACUUCAAGUCUCUUUCGCCUCGGGAGCUGGAAACCUUCAAGGUGGCCAAGGACGCCUACGAGAAGACCAUGCUUCAGACGGAGAGGAAAUGUAGCUCCAGAUUCUUCCACAGAAACUGGGACCUUCGGCAGCUGCCGGUGUCAGUUCGGCCCGUGGUCUUACAGGCUGAGCUGAAAUUGACUCUGGAGGUCUUGAAAGCCGUAACCAAGCCUGAGUUGGACAGCGUUCUGGCUCAGCCCCUACAAACGCUCAGCCACAUCCACCAAGAGAUCCAAAGCUGUGUUACUUCCCAGACCUCUAAAGAACACAGGCUUCCAGGCCGCCUGAAGAAUUGGCUGAACAAGCUCAGAGCCUCAAAAUUGCCUAGAAGCAUCCAUCAUGCUCAAUCUCUUCCGACUCCUGACCCAAGACCUCCGAUGUGUAGCCUAUGGGGACCUCUGUUGAAGAUCCAGACCCAGCUUGCGGUCUGA